This is a messenger RNA of Haplochromis burtoni (Burton's mouthbrooder), 4955 nucleotides long. Its product is annotated as breast cancer anti-estrogen resistance protein 3 homolog. Gene Ontology annotation, biological process: positive regulation of peptidyl-serine phosphorylation; small GTPase-mediated signal transduction. Lineage: Eukaryota; Metazoa; Chordata; Actinopteri; Cichliformes; Cichlidae. Gene Ontology annotation, molecular function: guanyl-nucleotide exchange factor activity; phosphotyrosine residue binding. The record is from RefSeq and is a predicted model, not a curated record.
GUUGCCAGGAUACUGGGAGUGACUCCAGAGCUUAAAGGUCAAAUGGGCGUGUCCUCCGGUCUGGAGCUGGUGACGCUGCCGCACGGUCGUCAGCUGAGGCUGGACCUGAUGGAAAGGCACCACACCAUGGCAAUAGCUGUUGCUGUGGAUAUUCUCGGAUGUACGGGUAGCGUGGAGGAGCGGGCUUCCACUUUAAAUCGCCUCAUUCUGGUUGCUAUAGAGCUGAAGGACACGGUUGGGGACCUGUUUGCUUUCACAGCCCUGAUGAAAGCUCUGGACCUGCCUCAGAUCAGUCGUUUGGAGGAAACAUGGACGACUCUACGAAGGAAUUUCACACAGACCGCUAUCAGCUACGAGAAAACACUCAAGCCUUUCUACAAGAAUCUGUACGAAGGCACCGCCUCCUCUCCUCCGGUGGUCUGUGUGCCCCUCCUCCUGCCACUCCUCACGCUGAUGGAGCGUCCUUCAAUUGCACCUGACGGGGUGGAGCUCUGGGAGACCAGCGACCAGGGCUGUGACAUCAUGCUGCGCCACCUGGAGGCUGCACGCAACGUUGCACGCAAUGCGCACGGCUACACUGCCAAUGCACAGAAGAUCUUACAAGGGUUUCAGUGUGACGACGAUCUGCUCGAAGUGUUUAAGACAGACUUUCAGCUGCGACUGCUCUGGGGAAGUCGCGGAGCUACGGUCAACCAAUCAGAUCGCUACAACAAAUUCAACCUCAUCCUCACUGCGUUGUCACGGAAACUGGAGCCUCCAUCUACAACACCAACCAUAAUCUGACUUCUUCUACGCGAACACAGCACAACAGAAAAGACAGGAAGUGAUUAGUGAGCCAAUCAGGAUCAUCAGGAGGAUCACUGUUCUCUGAAGGCGCUCAGCAGCACAGCAGGCAGGAACGUUCACCUUCAGGUCAAUGUGCGCUGAUGGAAUGUGAACCAAAGCCGGGCUCAUUUCAUUCAUGAAAAGCUUCAGAACAUCUGUGAAAACAGAACUCCUUUUUUUCAGUCCAGAUGUUCACUGACCCGUCAGGUCAGCUUUAAUUAUGUAGCCCAAUAUUACACAUCCCAGGUUUGCCUGAUGGCUUUUUAGAGUGAAACAGCUUCUGAUUCCCUUUGUCUGAGAAAAGGAUUAAGGGGAAUAAAUACAAAUUUUAGGAAGGAGAAAGAAUGAAUUUACAGUACGGACAAUCACCAGAAAAAAACCUUUACAGCUAAGUAGUUUCAGUCAAAUAAAACACUGGAAAGCUCAAAAAAUAUUACCGCUGUCAUGACACACUAGACUGGAAAGUGAUGUCUGCACCCAAACACCUCAGACACAUCUCGCUUUUAACUUUUUUAAUCAGACUGAUGCAGUGGAAGCUAUUUCAGGAAGUGAUGUGAACACUGAUCCACUUUUAAUCACAUUGAUAAGUUAAUAUCACAUGGUUGUGUUUAACUUUGCAACAGUGGAUUUGAGACUAACUUGGGUAAACUGAUUCAUACUCAUUCAUGUUCAUUCAUUUUCAGUGGAACAGCUGUCCAUCGUUUCCAGCUGUUUUAGUCGGUCUAUAUCACUGUUUUGAAAAUCAGGGUGUAGAGGGGGUAACAAGAAAAGGGUGUGUGUACUGUCUGUACACAAAUCACUUGUGCGUCUAAUUAGAAUGACUGAUGAGCAGCAGCACGGUGGUGCGGGUGUCAUCUCACAGCAGCUGGGCCUUUGCGUGUGGAGUUUGCAUGAUCUCCCUGUGCUUGCAUGGGUUUCCUUGCACAGUCCCAAGACAUGCACUUCAGGUGAAAUGGUCUUUCUACACUGACUGUAGGUGUGGUUGUAUCUCUGUGUUCAGGGUUUAAAUGGCCUGGUAAAAAAAUAAAUAAAUAACGCCACAUUGACGUUCUCAUACUGUACAUUGCUCCAGCAGCUGUUUUUAGCCUUUGUCUGCAGUGCUCUCUUUAAGAUGACUAACGUGUGUGUGUGUGUGUGGUUAUUUCUGUCAUAUGAUGUUGCUCGAUGUCGUCAGCGUAUAUUAGCAGGUUGAAAAAUGUCACAACACCUGCGGCACCUGAACAAGUGAUAGAGAAAAAGGACGGACAAUUGCCAACAGUCUUAAAGUUUGUAUUUUUGUUCUGUUUUCUGUUAGCCUCAUUAGCUUUGCACUAUUAUGCUGGUAUGUUACAUAACAACAAAUAUAUAUAUAAUAAUCAGGGCACUUUAAAUCUAUGUGGCCAUUUGCUACAAACACCGCUCACCCAGCAAUAAAAGAGGUAAAUAUCUGAGAGCAGAAAGUCAUGAUCUGUGUGCCUGAGUAAUGUGUUUGUACAGACACACACGCAGAAAUAAUGGAAAUAUGUUAAUAAGCAAGACAUUAAAGCUGUACAUAUUUAAAGCAUGUUAAUAAUAGACUGUAAAUACUUUCUGUAGAUGACUGUUUAAGAAAAAAAAAACAUGCUGAUAAAUUUUAAUGUUUAUAUUAUUAUGAACUACUGUGGUAAGAUUAAAUGCCAUAAGCACGAUCUGGAGAAGUUGAGCGUGUUACCAUUGAAUGUGUGCACUGUCAUUGUUCUAAAAUCUUCCACAAAUUUCCACUGAAACAACUCCACUUCUUUUCAAUGCUGCUUAUUUUAUUAGAACAAUAUUCUGAGAGAAGAAAAAAAGCAUUUUGUUCACAAAGUGUCCAAAGACAUUCAAAGUAAAAAGAUGUGCACAACAAUACGAAAAGAGAAGUACUGCAAUUGGUUACAACAUGGUAGAAACACAGAUUUACAUGUUAACAUCCUGCUAAAGCACCUUGCACCUGCUGUUCUUGUAUUUCUUUCUGAUUUUAAAUAAAAAGUUUAAACAGCUGGAAAGUAUCUUUACAUGGUUGCUGGAUACAAAGUUUCCACAGGACAAAAACAGGAAUGUGGAGAACAUGUGGUUUUUGCUGGGUAGUGAACAGCACCACGCUCACAGUGUUAUUAAAAAACAAACCGUUUGUACAUAAAACUUACUGCAGAUUUAGUAUAGCGUCAAAGCUCAAUUGUUAUUUAGUACUUUUGCAUUAUAUUCAGAGUUACAGCACAGUGUCCAUUAGAAUACACAGUUUUAUGCAUAUAUUUGGAGUCUGGUGUGUUUUCUCACUUGCAAACUGCUGCAUCACUCAGCAGCUCUAUAGGGACGGCACGCUCCAAACGGGCCUUGAGCCAAACCAAAGUGUAGCAGUCACAUUUAAAGCAUCACAUCUAGUUAAGGGUUUGCAUGAAAUGCUUACCAUUCUAAAUGCUCUGCAACAUAAAUGUCAGCAAAAUUUUAAUCGUAUUCCUGUUGGAAGUUUAUCACACUCACAACAUGAUUUCGCUGUCUGACAAUAAUGGCCUGAAGGUUAUGGUGGGGUAAGUUUGAAUGCUGAAACAAUCAGUGGAACAUUCAAGCUUCUCAUAUGUGAAGCUAACUGGAAGUCAUAUCUUGCAGUUUGUUGCAACUCGUUCAUAAUUGUUACACUUGACUGUCCGGCGAUUAAAAACUAUUAGCUGUGGUCUUCACUGCUUUAAAGCAGAAACUGGAUGACCUGAUAUGACUGCAUUAACACUGGAACAAAAAGUCAUAUGUACACAUAAGAAAAAUCACUGAUGAAGCUUGGUGAUGUCUUUGCAAAUCAAAUCAAAUGUACACUGAACAAGUCCUGGAAGUAUCAGUUGUAGUCCUAGAUGAAGAGGGCGGGGCGAAAAGUUCAAGUAACAACAUCUACAGCAUUGUUCUGCACGGUUCACAGCUUCAUCAAAGAAACAUAGAUUACAACGAAAGCAUGGCCACCUGCUGUUUACACUUACGUCACGUGAGAUGAAUCGUUGGCGGCUUUUUACGUUAAGUAGUAGGUGUAUAAUUUUGUUAGUCUAACAGAAGAUCAAGUGGGCCAUUAAAAAAAAUAAACUAACUGGUGAAUGAAUUCAAAGACUACAAAAUCAUGCACAAAAAAAAAAGCCUCUUUGCUCAAAAUGAGAUACAAAAAGAGUAUAAAACAGUCAAGAGAAAUUACUCACGCUUAUUUGUUUGGUUUCUCACGUCUGCACAGGGGUCAUUCAGAUAGUUCACGUGUCUCUCACCUUCAUUCAUUCAUUCAUCUAGUCACUGUUUGUCAGAUUUAAAUGCUGUAGUACUUUCGGACAAAGUGCAUCGGUUCAAUUCAAAACAUGUCUCUCAUAAAAAUGGCCGAUAAACCUAAAAACAAUCACCACGGAAACACAUUCAACAUGACAGAUGUUAAUAUGUACAAAUCAUUCAAUGGUUAAAAACUAACAAAAACGCACAUGUGCACAAAUUAACAUGUUCACAUGUAUGGAAAGCCUAUUAAGCCGGGGGCCAGGGAGGGGACAAAAAACUCAUUGGUAUGUGUAAAUGUUUGGCCUUCCGUACACGAGUACAUGUCGCUGAUGCAUGCGUGCUUGUCAUCACAUUCACAUGUACAACCUAUUAAAUGGGAAACCUCUUCAGUCGCCCGAUAGAGGUCAGGUCAGCCCAGUUGGCCGAUGGGAGAUGUAGUCAGGCGGAAAAGCAGACGCAUCGUUUUAUGCUUGUGAGAAAAAUCCAUCCACAGGAAAACAAGGUGAAGUUUUAAGGCAGUCUUAAUAGCAAAGACACCGGAGCUCCUCCUCCUCUUUCUUAGUUUGGUGUUCAGGCACAGUCCGGAGCGAGCAGAGCUGUGGUUUGGUGAGGGAAGGCCGCCAUCUGCUGGUCAACUGGUGGAAUCGCAACCCAACGAGGAAAAGGAGAAGAAAGAAAAACGGAAAGAGGGGAGAGAGGGCUUGUAUUUCCCCGAUAGUCCUGCUAUCUGUCUAAUGAGCCGCACGGAGACAUUAAACCGAACAAAAUCCCAUUCAUGCUGGAACAUCAUGGCAUUCGACACACACAGAGCUGGAGUCACAUAUGCACAGUCACAGGUGGAAGGAAAGAAAGAAAACUCGCACAGGAUCAUAGCUGAGACACAUUUAUGACACAUU